AUGAAGAUCAAAUAUAUCAAACCCCCAAACUAUCCGGGCCGUCAGCUCUCAAUGGGCUUGACAGGCGAUAUCCGCGCAGUGGAUGAGUCCUAUGUCGUCAAGCACCCGAAAUCAGACCCUGACCCAUCUGAGGAAGCCCGGGUGUAUAAUGAUAUGAAGCUACAUAUGAUGAACGUCGAACGCCAGAUAUAUGAGCAAUUGGGUCCGCAUGAUAGCAUCAUCCAUUAUUAUGGCCCUCUCGAUGACUCUGGGGCAAUAAAAUUGGCAUACGCAAAACAAGGUGAUCUCGAAAAAUACAUAUCCAGACACGAGAUGCCCUCCAAGGCAACGCGAAUAGCCUGGAUUCGGUCUCUGAUAGAGGGUUUCUACCACAUCUAUUCCAGCAAGGUGCUUCAUCAGGAUGUCAAAGCAAACAACCUUCUUGUCCACGAUGGCUCAAUUAAAAUCAUCGACUUUGCCAAUGGAGAGAUCUUCCCUCCGGAUACAGACAUGGAGAAAGUCUACACAGAUGACCCUUUCGCGAAGGGAGACUUAUGCGGAAUCGCCAGCGUGAUCUAUUCUGUCUCCGCGUAG
Molecule: messenger RNA, 573 nt
Organism: Trichophyton benhamiae CBS 112371
Lineage: Eukaryota; Fungi; Ascomycota; Eurotiomycetes; Onygenales; Arthrodermataceae
Exons: 1
Coding region: 1-573 (190 amino acids)
Biological process (GO): protein phosphorylation
Molecular function (GO): ATP binding; protein kinase activity
Source: RefSeq, a predicted model, not a curated record